CACUACAACAACAGGUACGAUGGACACUUGAGGAAGUCGUGUCUUCGGAACAGCUACGUCUUCGUUCUCUGGCCGAAGAUGACCGAAGUGUGAACCAGCGGAACACCGGACUACUCUUGAGUGAGACUGCCGAAUUGUUACUACCAAAAGCCGCGCAAGAUUUCUUCUUCAAGGGGCAGGCAGGAGACAACAUGGCGGGAGUGGCCAGACUGAAGCUGGUAUUCAUGGCGCUGGUGCUACUGCUGGUGACUGUCUCUCCCCAAGACGGCCUGCGGUGUUACUCGUGCUCGGUCACCGCCGGACACCCCUGCCGACACGACCCGGCCGGACUGGGGCCAUCCUCCGUCACUCAGUGUGACGCCUCAUCGGACAGCUGCGUGACGGAAUACUCCUACUCUACUACGAACAAGUCUGUGACAGAGUUCGGCAGACAUUGUGGCCACAGUCUCAGCUGUAUAGGCUGUCUUCCAUUACCUAAUACUGACAAGGCAGUUUGUACCACCUGCUGCAAGACGGACUUAUGUAACACCGACACUGGCGUCACUUCCGGUACAACCCGGACAGCACGACGUCAUUUCCUGUUGUGGGCGGCAUCGUCUUUGCUGUCAACGAUACUUAUGAUUGUAAAUCACGAUUAAUCAUGUUCAAUAA
Molecule: messenger RNA, 651 nt
Organism: Branchiostoma belcheri (Belcher's lancelet)
Lineage: Eukaryota; Metazoa; Chordata; Leptocardii; Amphioxiformes; Branchiostomatidae
Product: lymphocyte antigen 6B-like
Exons: 5
Coding region: 192-638 (148 amino acids)
Source: RefSeq, a predicted model, not a curated record